AUGUAUCAAACGCCAGAGACCGAGACACAGCAAGACAGAGAGAAAGAUGCUGCCUAUGUAGUCGUCGGGUGCGUGGCGGCGUGGGACAAGGCAAGACUGCCAUAUGAAGAACUGAUCACGCACUUGUUCGCUUUCGCGAGUCUUUUCCCUUCCUUUCCUUCCCCGUUUCUACCUUCUUUGCCGCUAUCGCUAGCUAUUUGGCUAGCCAUUGCCCAUUGGACGGCUCAAAGGCUACUCUCUCUGACGGCCAUUUGCCCAUUGGCAGUCGAAAGGCUGCUCUCGGAAUCCGUCCUACCUAUAUAG
Messenger RNA from Cordyceps militaris CM01, 303 nucleotides. RefSeq lists its product as uncharacterized. The transcript is spliced from 3 exons. Lineage: Eukaryota; Fungi; Ascomycota; Sordariomycetes; Hypocreales; Cordycipitaceae. Bases 1 to 303 code for a protein of 100 amino acids. The record is from RefSeq and is a predicted model, not a curated record.